Molecule: messenger RNA, 3003 nt
Organism: Symbiodinium natans
Lineage: Eukaryota; Dinophyceae; Suessiales; Symbiodiniaceae
Source: the annotation of a GenBank genome assembly
AUGGCCAGUACCAAAGUCUUAGGGCCAAGCUCACGCAGUACCUCCCCACGAAACUCGACCUCCUCCUCGACAUCUUCACUGGGUUCCAAGGACUCAAAGGCGUCUACCACACGCAGCAGCGAUGGAGCCAGUAGCCCUACAGCAAAGUCUGGCCGGUCUGCUUCACCGGAGAAGCCCAAGUCCCCGAAGGAGAGCAAGGGCGACGCAAAGCAAAAGAAUCUAGCAGCAAUUAAGACCGGAAAAGGCAAGAGGGAUGGAAAGGACACUGAGGACUUCUUCGCGAUGAUUCCUUGUGGGACUCCUUAUGCAAAGCUUGCCAGCCUUAAAGACUGCGCCGGCGACCAAGAAGCCUUGACAGAAUUGCUCAUCCAAAAGCUCCAGUGUUGCUUUCCAGUGUGUGAUUUCAAAACGGACAAAGGGAUGUCCGAGAAGGAGGGCAAGCGAUACACCCUCCUUGAGAUCAUUGCAUAUUGGCCUGGUGAGAAGAACGAUGCGCAGAAGACGAAGAGCAACCCCAGGAUAGCUUCGGGCGCUGGCAGGAGCGAUGUGGAAGAUCCGCUUUCGGCUUCGGCCGGCACUGAGUCAGAGGGGCAAUUGUCUUGGAGGGGUGGCGGCACACUCAUUGGCAAUGUCGUGGAGCUAGUCAAGAGGAAUGCGUUUCGAAGCCUCAUGCACCGAGACCGGACGCCCAUGGACCUGCUGGACGGAGAUGAUGACGAGCCUCUCUUGGAGCCAACCUGGCCGCAUCUCGAGCUUGUGUACGAGCUGCUCUUGAAGGUGGUGCAAAGUAAAGAGAUUGACUUCCCGAGCGCCCAGGCGGGCGGCAUGGACAAGUCCUUCGUUACAAAGCUCAUUGACUUGAUCGAGUCCGACGACCCCCGGGAGCGAGAGGUUCUCAAAACACUCAUCACAAAGAUAUACAGCAAGCUGAGCAAUCUGCGCUCUUCGAUUCGACGUGCCAUCCAGGCCUUUUGCCAGCGGGCUGCAAACAAUGAGGAUGGAGAAUGUCCCCAAUGUGGCCUUUCAGAGUUGCUUGAGGUUUUCGGGGCCCGCAUUGUGGGAAGCUUUCAGACACCUUUGCGGAAGGAACACCGUGAUGUACUCACCGACGUUCUCUUGCCCCUUUACAAGCUGGACCACCUUUCCUUCUUCCAUUCCCAGCUCAAGGAUGUUGUGCGAGCAUUUUGCAAGAAGGACAGUGGUUUGUGCAAGUCCGUGGCUGUGGGUCUCCUUCGCUACUGGCCCCAGUGCGCCAGCUCCAAGCAGACAAUCUUCAUUGGGGAGCUCGAGGACAUGAUUCACCAAAUGCCCAGUGCUGAUUUCAAGUCCAUCGGCCCUUCCGUGGCCAAGCGCUUGUCGGCCUGCGUGGUUUGCCCACACUCAGAGGUUGCCGAAAAGGCACUCAACGUGUGGCGCCAUUCACCGACUGUUCGCUCCACUGUUGCCUCCUGCCGUGACGACAUGCCACUGAUUGUAAGCGCCCUGUACAGCAACGUGACCCAGGCGUGGGCUUCCAACGUGAUGAGCAAGACACUGGAGGUGCUGAAGAACUUCAUGGACGCCGACCGCGAGCUCUUUGAUAGCUGCUCUUCCAAGCAUCGGAAGCAAGCUGAUGAGGCGGAGAAGCGUGAAGCUGUCCGUGUGCAUCGCUGGCAUGUCUUGAGAGCCAUGCAUGACAAGCUGCAUGGGUCGGAUAGGGUGCCGGACUCCCCUAAAUCGGCGACAUCCAGGACUCCGACCGGGAGGCCCCAGCUAGACCUCAACGAGGAUGUGCCGCUAAAGCCAGAUGCGAGUUGUGCUUUUGCACUAUGUUGGGACUGGUCCUCGACGCCCUCCAUAGAGCAACUGGCGCUGCAGGCACUGUUGGUCAAUACCGAUGGGAAAAUCGUCGAUGCCGUCCACAGCCGCAACCUCACAGCGUUCCAGUCAGCUGUGCGGCUCACUGCUCGGGCGCCGGCGCACAACAUGUGCAACGCUUGUUGCGGCACCAUUUGGGUGUCUCUAGACUUGCUGCCCAUGGAUGUCGCCAUGGUUCUCUGUAUGGUGACAUCAGCCACGGGAGUUCCUUUGGCAAGCGUUGCCUCGCACAUGGUUUUGAAUGUGGACUUCAGUGGCAAUGUUUGCCUGGGCGAGAUAAGCACAGAUGUGCCCUCGGCAGCAAAGAUGGGCUGCUUGGGUGUCUUGCGGCGCCAGGAUUGGAGCAAUUGGACUCUCGUCCCAAAAGCCGAUUGGACGAAGCAGGCUUGGCACUUCAUGGACUUUCCGGACUUGCCUGGUAAGUUCAUCAAGGAGAUGCUUCCCAUGGUGUCCAAAAGGCACCGGGCACAAGCCUCCUUCGUCGCCAUGACAAAGGGCUCUGUUGCAGACUGCCCCGUGUUUCCCCCGGCUGGCGUCAACAAACGGGUCUUUGUCGGCCUCGGCUGGGACUGGUACUCAACAGAUGAGACCAGCAGCGUCAACGUUGCUUUGGUCUUGUUCAGCGCCGACGGCCAGCAUGUGGCCACGAUCUCGGCCGAAGACUGCAGUAUCAAGGGUGCAUUUCACACAGGUGACGGAGCCCUUUCUGCUGGAGUGUUUCUAGAAUUGGAUUCACUUCCGGAGGAGGUGGCUGUGGCGUUCCUGGUGGCCCACAUCCCGGAUUCUGAGAUCAACUUCGGCAUGGUUCAGCAACCCCACAGCACAGUCAUUGAUGCAACGGGGAAGGAGCUCUUGCGGUAUUUCAUGCCUGAGGACCGCAAGAAGGCGAGUAGAUACAAUGGACUGAUAGCUACGCGGCUCUUCUGGAACGAGUUCCAUGGCCGGUGGAGUGUGCAGGCUUUAGGCCACUACUGCACUGGCUUGUCUUGGGAUAAGUCGCAGACAGAGAUGGUGAGCUUGCUGGCGAUGCCACCAAGCAACUUGCAGACGCUCCUCCUUGAGGAUGAGGAUUCAGUGACCCGAGGUGACCACAGAUCGACUACCGCAGCGAGCUCUACCAGCCAGAGCGUGAUCAUGUCCCUCUGA